Messenger RNA from Aspergillus thermomutatus, 1731 nucleotides. Its product is annotated as inorganic phosphate transporter. NCBI's taxonomy places the organism in Eukaryota, Fungi, Ascomycota, Eurotiomycetes, Eurotiales, Aspergillaceae. Bases 1 to 1731 code for a protein of 576 amino acids. The transcript has a single exon. Gene Ontology annotation, biological process: phosphate ion transmembrane transport. Gene Ontology annotation, cellular component: membrane. The record is from RefSeq and is a predicted model, not a curated record.
AUGAUUUCCCUCGCAACCGCCAAAUACGACUGGAUCCUUGCCCUCACCUCCAUCACCUUCGUCUUCAGCGCCUUCGGUAACGGGGCCAACGAUGUGGCCAACUCAUACGCCACCUCCGUCGCUGCUCGCACACUGAGCAUGUGGCAGGUGGGCAUUCUGGCCGCCUGUACCGAGUUCAUCGGUGCCGUCGCCCUCGGCGCGCGAGUGACCGAUACCAUCAAGUCCGGCAUCAUCAGUAUCGAUCGGUUCGAGAACAAACCGGGACCACUGAUGCUGGCAAUGGGCUGCGCUGAAAUGGGCAAUGCCGCCUGGCUGAUGCUGGCGACCGGUAUGGGCUGGCCUGUCUCGACCACCCAAACCAUCGUCGGAUCGCUGGUCGGUGUCGGUCUAGCUGCUCAGGCGCCUAUCCACUGGGAAUGGACCAAGGGCAGUGUCUCUCAGGUUGCCGCGUCGUGGGGGAUUGCCCCGGCCAUCGCGGGUGGCUUCUCGGCCCUGAUAUUCGGCAUUCUGAAAUAUACCGUCCUCGAGCGCAAGGAUCCCUUCAAGUGGGCCAUGCGUCUGAUUCCCGUCUACCUCGCCACGACGGGCGCCAUCCUCGCUCUAUUCAUUGUCAUCGAGGCCCCAACCGCGCCGUCCCUCGAGGAGUUCGGCGCCGGCAAAGCCGUCGGCAUCAUCCUGGGCGUCUUCUUCGGCUGCCUGCUCAUCGGCGUCGUCUUCUUCCUGCCAUACUUCCACCGCCGUCUCGUCAAGCAGGACGCCCGCGUCCGCUUCUACCACCUCCCGCUCGGCCCCUGGCUGCUGAAAGACAACUGCCCGCUCUACUUCCCCGCCCAGGGCGAGCAGUUCGUGAUCAACUACUACGCAGACGCCUACGGCGAAGUCCGCGCCGGCACCCACGGCGACGAGAAAGCAACCGCCCCCGCCGACCACCAACAACAACAGCAACAGCCCCCCGACGCCAAACUCCUCGAGUCGACCCUCGACGUCGAACGCAACCUCGCCUCCGCGCAAUCCACCCCGGAGCUCAAACCCCGCACGAAACACCUCGGCCCCCACGAACGCUUCCUCCACCCCGUCGCCGACCUCCCCUGGACACACCCGCACAAGUGGCUCGGCUACACCAAGUUCCUCCUCCUGCAAGGCGUCACGCGCGACGUCGUCACCCACGACUCCGCGCAGCUGCGCGACAUCCACUCGCGCGCGCGGCGCUACGACGACCGCGUCGAGCACCUCUGGACCUACUGCCAGGUGGUCUCGGCGAUGAUGAUGUCGAUCGCGCACGGGUCCAACGACGUCGCGAACGCGGUGGGCCCCUGGGCCGCCGUGUACGCGACCUACAGGGCCGGCGAGGUGGACACCAAGGCGCCGACGCCGGUGUGGUUCCUGGUGGUGGCGGGCCUGCUGCUGGGGCUGGGGUUCUGGUUCUACGGGUACCAUAUUGUGCGGGCGCUGGGCAACAAGAUCACGCAGAUGUCGCCGACGAGGGGGUUUGCGACGGAGCUGGGGGCGGCGAUUACGGUGUUGCUGGCGUCGCGGCUGGGGUUGCCCGUGUCGACGACGCAGUGUCUGACGGGGGCGGCGACGGGCGUGGCGCUGAUGAAUUAUGAUCUGGGGGCGGUGAAUUGGAGACAGCUUGGGUUUAUCUUUAGUGGGUGGGUGCUGACGUUGCCUUCGGCUGGGUUGAUUGGGGGGUUGUUGUGUUUGAUGGCGUUGAACACGCCGCAUUUUUAG